Pomacea canaliculata is the source of this 3390-nucleotide messenger RNA. RefSeq names its product F-box protein MET30-like. The record is from RefSeq and is a predicted model, not a curated record. Gene Ontology annotation, molecular function: protein binding. Lineage: Eukaryota; Metazoa; Mollusca; Gastropoda; Architaenioglossa; Ampullariidae.
UGUCCCUUGCAGUCAGCAGCGUUGCCAAGUAGUCGCGUCCUGUCGCUGAGUGGCAGCGUAUGAUCGACAGUCGCCCACUCUACGAGAUAGGCGCCGAACAAACUUCGCCUUGACUCUAGUGCUACCAGGCACUCAUCGCGGCAGCUAACACUUCUGCCAACUUUAAAUGUAGAGGGGUAAGCGACUUUUCGUCUCAUCAUGGGCUUGGAUUACUGAAGGACCAGCUUGAAAGCGUUGUCAACGUGCAUCAACGGAUAUGGACGUUUUUUUAAAGUGACCAGCACUGACAAAACUUUUACGGACUAAACAGAAAUAAGAGAAGUUGUGACAAUGUAUGGUCCGCGACGCUCACGGGGAAAGAAAGAUAACAGAUUGUUUCGCCGAGACGAGCUCUGACUAAAGUCAGCAACACAAUACCCGGCAAUAAGCCUGUUUUCGAGGCCAGGCACCUCGGUGACUUAUUAACUCCACAGAAUGGCACUCAAGAUACAGACUGAAAGGUGUUUUUAGUUCAACUGCACUGCUGUGUUCUCGAUACUGUCGGCUUGUCCUUUGUGCUUAACAUUAGUCGGCAAGGACACAACUUUUUUUCUUUUCAUUGCUGUAUUCUCAAGACAGAACAAACGUUUUUCGCCACUUGCUCGUGUGUGUGUUUGUGUGUGUGUUGGGAGAGGGUGCGUGCACGUGCAUGCGUGUGUGUCGUGAACAACAUGAAUUUGUGAGAGACUGCCUCGCUAUGGUCUCUCCAGCAUGACAAUUUGUUAAAGAGACACUGAGACACUGCAACAUGAACGCAGUCGAGUUCCUGGUCAGCCACAACGCCAAGGCCAAGAGGAGCACAGUGCUGAACGUUAAGCUCAAGGACCAGGUGAAAGGGGUUCAAACCCAGGCGCCAGACCCUAUUCGACAAGAAUCUCUUGUGUGGCGAGGACAUGGUGGGAGACAUCCAACUCACAGCAGUGUGGCAUUUGAUCGUCAGCUGGACAAAGUCUCCAUCUGGUUGGAGCAGUGGGACCACGACACGAAGUGCGCGGUUCUGGAAGCCAUCUUGCGGCACAGCGGCUACAAACAGUUCCAGUUCCUGGCCACAGUGCUGCAGCCCUCCCUGCACCGGGACUUCAUGUACGCCGCCAGCAUCCGCUUCCCAGACAUUGACUUCAAACCCAUCAGCACCCACGUCUCGCGAGAACUGAAGGAGAAAUUAUCAAGGCUUCGCUUGGAUACAUUUCACCGAGUAAAAAGUGCGUACCUGGAUGGUGUGGACGGACUCAAACUCCCGAACUUGUGUAAGAUUCACAGGAAAGUCUUCAGCACAUGGUCAUCGCGAGAUGCAGAAAUUCCAGAGGAAGGAAUGCAGCUGUUAAAAUGGUACACAAAUUCUUGGAACGAUAUGAAGAAAAAUGAAUUUCUACACAAGGUUCUCCUGAAGCUUGACCAAAGACAGCAUUACUUUUUGUCAAGUAUUUUAGCACACAAGCAGCACAAAGACUUCAUCGUGCUUCUACCAGAGCACCUGUCGCUGAAGAUUCUGUCAUACCUGUCUCCUAGGAACUGGUCGUCGCCGGCAGGGUUGGUGUCUGUUUUCUCUAUUGUUUUUAUCUUUUUUAAAUUCAUGGUGUGCAAGUCUUGGCAGAAGUUGGCCAACCACAACAGCCUGUGGGAGGCCAAGUGCAGAGAGGUCAAGUUGAAAGUACCGAUAUCGGACGACCCCAUCUGGAAGCGAGUGUUUCGGGACAACCUCAACCUCCAUCUGAACUGGAACAAUGGUACUUGCCGCAUCACCGAUUUCAGAGGCCACACGCAAAGCGUGCUGACGGUGACCUUCGACAAAUCCCGGAUCGCCAGCGGCAGCGGCGACAAGACGAUUCGGGUGUGGGACAUCCAGACAGGACAGCUGCUGCACGUGCAGGGUCAUACUAAGGGUGUCUGGUGUCUGCAGUUCUUCACAAAACAUCUUCUUGUCUCCGGAUCUUUCGACUCCACUAUAAAGGUUUGGAACCUUCGAACUGGAAAUACUUCACGCACGUUGCUAAGCCACUCGGGACCGGUGUGGGCACUGGCGCGACAUGGCAAUCUCCUGGCGUCUGUCUCACAGGAUAGGACGGCCAAGGUUUGGAACAUCAAUCGCUGCCGGCUUUUACACACGUUGACUGGUCACAACGCCGCCAUUUUCUCCGUUGACAUGAACGAGUCCGGAAGCACGGUCAUCACGGGGUCAGCGGAUCGGAGCGUGCGCUUGUGGUCGGUUGAGACUGGAAAAUGCCAGAAGGUCAUCUGGGUCAGCCCAUCCACCUCAAUAAUGGCGCUCAGCUACAGCCAGGGCUAUUUCGCGUGUUCCUAUGGCAACACAAUAUGUCUCUAUCGUGGCACGAAGCUGGUCAAGACUUUCAACGAGCACUACAAGCGUGUGGAGACAUUGCAACUGAGAAUCGUGGAUGCAGAGACAGGAGAGGGCAUGCUUGUCAGCGGCGGUCAAGAUUCGAUGGUCAAGUACUGGGAUGUCUCCAAAGACGCCAGCAUCCAGACCUUUUCAGGUCACGCGGAGAUGGUGAGCUGCAUUCACUUUGAUGAACUUAGAAUCGCUAGUGGUUCCCACGAUAACAAACUACGACUGUGGGAUUUCAACAUCUGAAUAAGGAGUAGCCUCUUGCCCAUGAUGAGUAACCUCCCGUGCCUCAUCUCAUGGGAGACUCCACUCACUUGGAGAUGAUGCUGCUGAAAACGAUGACAAUCAGGCGAAGGAUGCCUGGCAGAAGCAGUCGUGAUGCUGACAACAACCAUGGCUAUUGUAGUGACAACGAGGACAGCAAUGGUGAUGAUGGCUAGUCUCUAUCCAUAUCAUGGCGUCUGAGCCACCAGCACAAUGAAAGGCUCUCAAGCGUUUCUUUGUACCUCACCGGGAUUACCUCGCUUGACUUGAUUUCAGUUUGCGCUUGUCAUUCACUCAACUACAAAUAUGCACUUGUAACAUGAAAGCCCAAGUGCCAUAGGCUCCAAGUCUGACUUGGUCACCUGAAGCUGUUUACCAUGACUUUCAAGAAUGAAGUGCCAUUCUUUGAUGUUUUCCAGAAAUGUACGUGUGUAUGUGUUGUUAUAAUGUGUAAGUGAUGGUUUGUGCAUGCCUACUCUGUUAAGUGUGCACAUGUAUGUGCAUGCCCGUGGAUGUAUUUGUCUUUUAUACGAUCCACAAAUCAAAACUGUCAUGUCAAAAUAGUGCGCCUUUCACCGCUUUAACAAGUUAAAAUAUAAAACAGUCUUUGGGUUAACUUUUAAUAGAAUAAAACAUUCAACUGUCCCUGGCAUAAUUGUUACAUUGAUUAUAAUAUGCAAGUCUGUGGCUUACUGUUGAUAUAUUAAAAUAUUGAGUUUGUGGCUUUUGUCUCAGACUUC